AUGCCUCAAACCCGAUCCCAGACACAAGCCACCAUCAGGUUUCCGAAAAAGAAACUGUCUAAGACACCGAACAAAACGAACUCUGGUGAUACUAAAGUAAAACUUAAAAACAUACAGGUUGUACCCUCUGCUCCAUGUGUGGACACAAAACUUUUGCCUCUCAGUCCCAGGAAACGUUUGGGGGAUGACAACCUGUGCAACACGCCCCGUUUAUCUCCCUGUUCUCCGCCAAAGCUAGGCAGGAAAGAAAACGGGCCCCCGCGCUCACAUACACGGAAGGGAUGCAGACUGGUAUUCGAUGAUGAGCCGACGGUUAAGUCCUCGGGCCAAAAGGAACAAGACAGACUUCACCAGAACCAAAUAGUUCCCUCAGUGCCAAAAGGUCAAGAGAGCCAAACAAACCCUGAGCAGAAAUGUCCACCGGAGAAGGACUCUGCAUGUAUUAGACUCUUCAAGCAAGAAGGCACUUGUUACCAGCAAGCGAAGCUUGUCCUGAACACAGCUGUCCCGGAUCGGCUGCCUGCCAGAGAGCAGGAGAUGACUGUCAUCAGGGAGUUCCUGAAGGAACAUAUCUGUGGGAAAAAAGCUGGAAGUCUGUACCUUUCUGGCGCUCCUGGAACUGGAAAAACCGCCUGCUUAAGCCGGAUUCUGCAAGACUUCAAGAAGGAAGUGAAAGGCUUUCAGACUAUCAUGCUGAAUUGCAUGUCUUUGAGGAGUGCUCAGGCUGUGUUCCCAGCCAUCGCUCAAGAGAUUGGGCAGGAGGAAAUGUGCAGACCAGCUGGGAAGGACUUGAUGAGAAAAUUGGAAAAGCGUAUGACGGCUGAGAAGGGCCCCAUGAUCGUGCUGGUGUUGGACGAGAUGGAUCAGCUGGACAGCAAAGGGCAGGAUGUGUUAUACACACUUUUUGAAUGGCCGUGGCUAAGCAAUUCCCGAUUGGUGCUCAUUGGCAUUGCUAAUACCCUAGACCUCACAGACAGAAUUCUGCCGAGACUGGAAGCUAGGGAAAAGUGUAAGCCACGGCUACUCAACUUCCCGCCUUACACCCGAAAUCAGAUCGCUACGAUCUUGCAGGAUAGACUUAAUGAGGUGUCAAGCGACCAGGUUCUGGACAGUGCUGCGAUUCAGUUCUGUGCCCGGAAGGUGUCUGCUGUUUCUGGAGACAUCCGUAAAGCUCUGGAUGUUUGCAGGCGAGCUAUUGAAAUUGUGGAGUCGGAUGUCAAAAGCCAGACAAUCCUCAGGCCCCUGUCUGAAUGUCAAUCACCCUCCGAGUCGUUGGUUCCCAAGCGUGUUAGUCUUGCUCACAUAUCCCAAGUCAUUUCGGAAGUGGACGCUAACAAGGUGGCCUUGAGCCAAGAAAAAACCCAAGGCUCCCUCCCUCUCCAGCAGAAGAUCUUGAUUUGCUCUUUGCUGCUCUUGACCAGGCGGCUGAAAAUCAAAGAGGUCACUCUGGGGAAGUUAUAUGAAGCCUAUGGUAGCAUCUGUCGCAAACAGCAGGUGGCAGCUGUGGACCAGUCUGAGUGUUUGUCCCUUUCGGGACUCCUGGAAUCCAGAGGCAUUUUAGGACUAAAGAAAAAUAAGGAGAGUCGCCUCACCAAGGUGUCCCUGAAGAUUGAAGAGAAGGAAAUAGAGCAUGUCCUGAGAGGCAAAGCUUUCCUUGGUAACAUCCUCGCUGCUGGUCUGCCCUGAGCGCCUCUCUUCCUGCAGCUGCCCUUGUGUCCGGGCCAGAGAGUCUUCAUUUUAAUAAGGUCAUUUGGAAACAAUUCCAACCUUUUUUACUCGGCACCAGUAAAUUUUAGUGUAAGAGUUCAUGAGUGUUCACUCUGGCUCUUGCUGUUUUUACCCAUAAAGAUGACCAAAUAGCUGGGAGUGAUGGCAUGUGCCUGUGAUCCCAGCACUUGGGAAAUAGAGGCAGCAGUUAUCACAAGGUCAAGGCCAUCCUUUACUGCCUGGU
This is a messenger RNA of Acomys russatus (golden spiny mouse), 1951 nucleotides long. It is a transcript of the gene Cdc6, whose product is annotated as cell division cycle 6. The coding region runs from base 1 to 1686 and encodes 561 amino acids. The transcript is spliced from 11 exons. Gene Ontology annotation, cellular component: nucleus. Gene Ontology annotation, molecular function: DNA replication origin binding; ATP hydrolysis activity. Gene Ontology annotation, biological process: DNA replication initiation; mitotic DNA replication checkpoint signaling; cell division. Lineage: Eukaryota; Metazoa; Chordata; Mammalia; Rodentia; Muridae. The record is from RefSeq and is a predicted model, not a curated record.